Messenger RNA from Zootoca vivipara (common lizard), 4512 nucleotides. RefSeq names its product cytochrome P450 2C55-like. The record is from RefSeq and is a predicted model, not a curated record. Gene Ontology annotation, biological process: epoxygenase P450 pathway; xenobiotic metabolic process. Gene Ontology annotation, cellular component: cytoplasm; intracellular membrane-bounded organelle. Gene Ontology annotation, molecular function: oxidoreductase activity, acting on paired donors, with incorporation or reduction of molecular oxygen, reduced flavin or flavoprotein as one donor, and incorporation of one atom of oxygen; heme binding; arachidonate epoxygenase activity. Lineage: Eukaryota; Metazoa; Chordata; Lepidosauria; Squamata; Lacertidae.
UUAGAGAUAUUCUAGAGGCAGGUUUGGCUGGGUCUCCAGCUGAUGAGUUUGCUUCCUUCCUUUCUUAAGCAUUUUCUUGGAUUUCUGGCCCAAAGAAGAGCUCAGUGAAAGAUGGAGCUGUUUGGGGCAGGAGCGCUGCUCCUUCUCUGCCUGCUCUUCACUUUACUCUCCUCCUCCUUCAAAAUGUACAAGAAGAAAAGCCAGCUACCCCCAGGACCAACUCCCUGGCUCUUUCUGGGAAAUCUCCUACAGAAAGAUGUCCUGCCUCUCUACAAGUUCUAUACAAAGCUCAUUGAUAAAUAUGGCCCCAUCUUUACAGUCUGGAUCGGGCCAAAGCCCAUCGUUGUGAUUUGUGGAUAUGAAACAAUGAAAGAUGCUUUUGUGAAUCAUGCUGAAGAAUUUGGUGGGCGUCCUGCAAUGCCAUUCUUGGAAAGAGUGAACAAAUAUCGCGGACUGUCCACCAGAAAUGAGGCAAAAUGGAGAGAGCUGCGCAGAUUCACAUUCUCCACCCUGCGGGAAUUUGGGAUGGGAAAGAGAACAAUGUCUGAGAGGAUACAAGAGGAAGCCCUUUGUCUGGUAGAAGAAUUGGUAGCCACACAAGGGCAGGCCUUUGACCCAAGAAGAAGCUUCGCAUGUGCUGUUUCAAAUGUCAUCUCUUCAGUUGUCUUUGGGAAUCGGUUUGACUACAAAGAUCAGGUCCUGCUGGAGAUGCUGCGUAUUUUGGAGGACUUCAUGGGCUACCUCCGUACUUUAUCAAUGCAGAUUUAUAAUGUACUCCCAGGAAUAAUGGCUUACCUACCUGGACAGCACAGGAAGAUAUUAGCAGAUUGUGAAAAAAUGAAGGCCUUCAUUCGUGAGAGGGUGGAGUCCCACAGGAGGACACUGGAUUCUCAGAAUCUCCGUGACUAUAUUGAUUGCUUCCUUAUCAGGUCAGAGGAGAAACAAACCAAUCCUGAGGAUAUCUACAGCACCGAAGAGCUUGUCCAGUGCGUGUUUGGACUCUUUAUUGCCGGAACAUCAAACUCAAGCAAUGCCUUGGUCUUCAGCCUCCUGAUGAUGGCUAAAUUUCCGCACAUUCAAGCGAAAGUUCAACAGGAGAUCGAUGAGGUAGUAGGUGCCAACCGCAUCCCUGGCAUGGACGAUUGGGUGAAGAUGCCCUUCACAAAUGCCGUUAUCCAUGAGACUCAACGAUUUGAAAAAGGGACCCUUGAGGGCUUCCCACGUGGAACGACGUGUCGUACAGAGUUCCGGGGCCACAUCAUCCCGCAGUCCACCGCUGUGGUUCCAUUGCUCACAACUGUGCACCGUGACCCACUCCAGUGGGAGACUCCAGAAAAGUUUAACCCAGGACAUUUCUUGGAUGAGAAGGGUCAGUUCCGGAAAAGAUGUGCCUUCAUGCCUUUUUCUGCAGGAAAACGGGCAUGCCCAGGGGAAGCCCUGGCUCGGAUGGAACUGUUCCUGUUCUUCGCUGUUCUGCUCCAGAACUUCACCUUCCAGCUGGUGGGAGAUUUCAAAGGAAAGGACCUAACUUCUUUUCAUAUGCAGGACACAAUGAAGAGCGCAUGCUUACAAAUGCAAGCCAUUCGACGUUCUAAGUGAUCCAACGAGGUAAACUAAGCAGAAAGGAUCAAGUCAGUGCCUCCAAAACUAUUUGUAGUAAGUAGAGAAUGGAAACACCGAGAGAUUUGAAUCCAACAGUACUGAGGAAAACCCAAUAUUCCAAGCUUAGGUGGAACAGACCAUAGGAGCCAACUUCGAGGUUCCUUCGCCGCCCCGCAGUAAAAUAUUUGAGGAGGCUGCCCCGCAAGUUGAUAGGCAUUGCCAUUCAAAUGGGGUGUGUAUGCUGCAUCUUGUGAUCAAUUAUGCAGGGCGGGGUUUACCUCCCCCCUCCUCUUGUUAUUUUAUUCAAGUUAGCACCCCUGGACAAGAGAGAAAUUGAACGGGCAAAUCCAGAUAUUCUCAGACAUCAGCUCCCAUCAUCCCAGCUAGUAGUUGCUAGCAGGUUGCAUGGGUGGUAAUGUGUUGCUAUCCUCACUUUUCAAUGCCAAUUAUUCACAGUAAACAGAACAGGAGUAAAACAAGGCUCCAAAAAGGAUUGGAAUGUGAAGUGAUAAUACCUUUACAAGUGUGUGUGAAGCAGAUACUGGAAAACAGUAAAUUACCUGAAUUAUGAAUUAAGGCUAUGACAGUAAUUUUGAAAUAUACAGUAAUAAGGAUCCUAAUUAAAUGAAAUACUAUGUCAAUAUAUUUUGUUUUUGUUUUACAGAAGAUAUCUUUAGGAAAGGAAUAAAUCUAGUUAUGCCUGAAAAACAAAAUAAUAAAGCAGUAGUUAUUAUUACAUUUCUACAUGCAGCAAAAACAUGCAAUAAUAUCAGUAUUUUGGGAGGGAUUAAGAAGUUUUAAAGAUUGAAAUUAAUUUCUAAUCCAAUCCAUAAAAUCGUGAAGAAAUCCAUUUUUCAGUGUACCAAAAUGACCGCUCCACACAUCUAUGGGGGGCGCUUUUUGCGUGGACGCACGCAGCCCCCUGAUCCCAGAGGGCAGCUCCCUGGAAGUUCAGGACUGGCACCACCUUCCCAGGUAGGAUGCCAGGGGUCUCCGCCUACCAAGCCUGGCAUGCAAUCCUGCCUGGGGAGGUGUAGCCAGGGGAUGGCCAGGUAAGGGGAGGGACAAACCGGCUCGGACAAUAGCAUUUGAAUCUUACCUCCAAGCACCAGUUGGUUCCAGAGCUUCUCCCACCCUCCACACCCUCAUUCAAUUUCCUUUGCAGGCUAACCUUUUCUCUACAGGUUCUCAGGCACUGCUACGUCAAGGCCGCUGUUGAAGGGUAGGAAAAAUUUCCCUGCAUUGGCAGGUUUCUCCUUUCCCGUAGCAAUACAUCACAACUUGGCAGUGUCAGGCCUUGGGCGGAAUUCUUUGGCGAUUUUCCUAGAGGGAGGGGCGUCCUCACCCCCUUGCGGCGACAAGAUCGGGGUACUGGGGGAAGCCUUGACCAUGCCAAUAGGUGUCAUUGCUUCUCCCUACCUGCGGCAGCAAACAGGGGGCGGGCUCUCUCUGCUUGAACAUAUGUUCUCCAGAGCCAGCCCAACCCCCAUACAUGUGGAUGACCCUGAAUUUGAAUAAAGUUGUGGCCAAUUUGAAUCCCAUAGCACAUUGUCUCGUGUAUUUAUUCUGCUUGGGGGGACGCCUGCAGGCUUGGGGGACUCCGCCUGUCCACGCAAAUAAAUGUACAUGUUUCAGAUACUUUUUAAAGCAUUCUUGUAUUGUUUAAAACAGCCUGGGGGGGAGUCCAACUGAUUUUGGUGUUCUAAUGUUAAUAUUGCAGGAUGAAUUACUAUUACAGGCAAGAAUUAUUGUUAGCCUUGGCAUCUACAUUAAUUACGGAAUUAGCUUAUAAUUUGCCCAGCUGGCUUGGUCUUUAUCAGGUUUGGAAAUAACAGAGAUAUGAGCAUCCGACUAUAUAAAUGGCAAAGAAGAGUGGGAAUAUAAAUCCAAUCUAUUAAUAAAAAUGUAUUGUGUGAGGGGAGUGCAUAAAGUUUCCACUCUGUUGUACAUGCCACACAAAGUUUUUAAAACUUCCAUAAGGAUACCUUCCAGUUAAAUAUUUUCCCUAAGCUAAAAAGCCAAAGUGUUAAAAGAUGGGCUCCUGUCAGUAAGAGAAUUUGUGUGAGUUUUACUUUUCCUUCUGGUUGGAGAAUGUUGAAGGUUUUCACUGUGUCAGAUGUGUAGUGGUUUCAGAAAUCUGGAAAUAGAGCUCUCAAUGUUGUUUUUGGUUACAACAAAACUUCAACAGUAGAUCAAUGAGGUGGGAGGGGCCAACCACGUCCCUGGCAUGGAAGAUAGGGUGAGGAUGCCCUAUUGUCCAUGAGGUUCAACAAUAUGAAGAAGAGAGCCUUGAGAGCUUACCACAGGACACAAUGUGCCGUACAGAAUUCUGGGGUUACAUUAUCCCCCAGGUGUGUUUCACACAUGGAAUGAUCAGAUUACUACACAGAAGGUAAUGGAAAGAUUUAUCAUCACCUGAAUGGCCUUGAUCUCCCAAAGUCUCAGACAGUGUGGAUAUAAUAUAUGGUGAUUCUCCACUUCAACUCCAUUCAUAGUGAUUUUUCAGAAUGCUGUGCAAUGACUUGUUUUUAUGCAAGAGAACCAGUUUUAGAAAUCACUUUCUGACAAGAGAGUCAGUGAUUUCUUUUCUUUUUCUUUUUCCUUUUUUCAGUGAUUUCUUUCUUCAUGAAAGAAAGCUGUUUCCUUUUGUAUUCAUGAGUACUAUAAUCUGCAUCUUCUCCCUAAAGGGAACUGCUGUUUGUCCACUGCUCACAACUGUCCACUUUGACUCUCAGACUCCGGAAAAGUUUAACCCGGUCAUUUCUUGGAGGAUAAGAGCCAGUUCCCAAAUAAAUGAAUAACUAAAUAAAUAAAGCCUUUUUCUGCAGGUGACCUGAUGGGCCCAGAUUCUCAUGUUGUGGGAUUGGGGUUGGUGGCCUAUGUGUGGGUGGGAGUGGGACACUGGGAGAA